Acanthoscelides obtectus is the source of this 726-nucleotide messenger RNA. The record is from the annotation of a GenBank genome assembly. Lineage: Eukaryota; Metazoa; Arthropoda; Insecta; Coleoptera; Chrysomelidae.
ACUUGACACUUAGUAAAAAUAAAUCGGACGAUCAGUGAAGAAAGAAUGGUGCGAUUGGUUGAUUUGAAAAUUGCCGAUUUAGAAAGAGAGCUGGAGGAAAGAGAGUGCGACAUGGCUGGAAAAAAGGCAGAGGUGCAAGAGCGGCUUCGUAAAUCCUCGAUUGAGGAAGACGAGGACUCGGAUAAUUUCAUUUUUACCGGUGCAGUGGAUAUUGGCUUAAUGCUGCAAAACCUUUCGACCAAGUUAGAAAAAAGAGAAGUGUUGCUUGCCGAGGACCUGAGAAAACUGGCAAUACCUAUGCUGGCAAGUGGACUGGACAACCUGGCUGGAAAAUCAUCCGAAGCAUGCUUGAGAAAAUAUGCAAAGAAAGACAAUGAGAGUUUCAGUCAAAGCUCGGAGCGGGUAUUUCAGCACUGGCAAAAGGUAUGUAUAGCAUUCUGUCAUGCACAGCCUAGCAUUUAUAAAGAUGCACUCCUACCCAGUCUAUCAGAUUCAGGGCGCAUUUUAUCUAGUUUGUUCCAUGACUCGACGAUGGCACGACGCAUGUUUACAUACCCCUACAUGAACCAAAGUAUUAGGGAGUUGUUAGAAAAUCCAUCCUCAACGAACCUGUCUUUCGGAUUAGAUCUCAGCGAUGUCGUUAAGGCAGCAAAGUCGAUACGGUCUACAAGCAAAGAUACUCAGCCCAGCCUUCAUCCUCAAAUCAGAGAUCUGCUGUGCCUAUGA